Pocillopora meandrina is the source of this 12597-nucleotide messenger RNA. NCBI's taxonomy places the organism in Eukaryota, Metazoa, Cnidaria, Anthozoa, Scleractinia, Pocilloporidae. The record is from the annotation of a GenBank genome assembly.
UCACGUGACCUAUCUAGUCGCUUAACUUAAUUUAGAAGAAUUGUUUGGGCUUAGAAAACAAGCGAACCCUGAUGACAAUGGCGCGUGUACGAGACACUCCAUUCCAAGGACAGUCCUUGAAAAUCGCAUUUGCUGUCGCAUAGCUUGAAUCUACCUUGAAGAUACAAAGGAUAUGGGAGAUAUUUCGGCACAACAUUCGCCGCAAAGGAGACGAAGGAAAAUUUCGCAGUAUGUUCGCGAACUUUAUACUACAUUAACCAAUAUACUCGACGACCAAGAUCGAACCUUACUAAUUCAAUCACUGAAUCAAUAUCAGAGAGAUAGAAAUGUAAACAAUCUUGUUUCAACUCUAAAGUCGAUCCUCGAUACUUCAACGAAAAGAGAAGUGUAUCCGUUAUUACGGCAGGUAGUUCCACACAAUGACCAAGAGAAAUUCAAUAUACUUUGGUACAGUCACGAGCAUCCUAAACCUCGCCAGCGUUCCAAAUCGCCCGCUCGAUCGCCGGCAAAUCUUCACAGGAUUCCUGCCUCAUCGAGUCUACCAGAUAACCUUCAUAGGCACGUAUCGGACUCGGGAAUCGAUCUGUCAAACAUGACACAGUUCAGUUCUUCACGGGAUGCUAAACAUCCCAUCAAGCGAUUGUCUAUUAAGCGACCUUCAAACUCUGGAUUUGGGUUUUAUAUUCGUGGAGGAUCUGAACAUGGCGUUGGUUUGUAUGUUUCCUCUGUGGAUACAAAUUCUGUUGCCGAAGCCGCCGGCAUGUUACCUGGAGAUCAUAUUAUUCAAGUCAAUGGCACGAAAUUUGACGGACUGACACACGCGCAAGCUGUCAAGGUAACAACAAAAAAUUGUUAGUGGCCAGCUUUAAGUUAAAAUGUGAUUUCAAUAAUCUUUGAUGUGACGAAUUGCCUCUCUAAAAACCAAUGUAAAAGCCAUUUAUUCAUGGUGUUAAAAGGAUUUAAGGUUUCCUUUCUGAAACUCGAUGGGAAGUUAUAGAAAUGUGAUCAUUUCUCAAGAGGUAAGCAGAAGAAUUCGAAGAUAUGUUUUGUUUGUGUUCGAUGAAGUGUGUCUUAACCUCCUUGGGUGGGUUUUGUAUUCAUCACCAACGAGUGUAGUUAGUAUGACUGAGGACUUUUUCUUUCGAAGUAUAUCAGUAGUUAAACUAUAGUUACGGACCUACAAUGUAUUCGAAACUUGAAGAAAACUUCAUGCAUGUUCUUCUAAUGAGAGUCGUACUAGAUGUUAAUUACUAUGGUACUGUCUGUAGUGAGAGAUGUUUGUUUUGAUGUUCAGAAGUGCUAUAAAUUACAGGAGUUUCUAAACAAUUUAAAAAUUUCAAGUUCCUACUCGAUCUAAAACGUAUGACCUUUUCGAUUUGAUUGUCAUGGUUUCCGCAUAGUACAAGUUAUUGGGUUGCUUCAUUGUGUUACUUGAUCACGCUAUACAACUUGUUGAUGACUACUCGGGACUGCACAUCAAAACGCUCCCUAGAAGUUAAACGAAUUAUUUAACCUUUUUCCUAUAAAUAGUCAAAGAACCUUUGCAAAAAGUGGCUUCUAAAUAUGUCAACAUAAACAAUAUAUGCAGGUAUUUUACCACAGAUAAGAAAUAUACCUAAUAUCAAAGUGCAUUUACACUGAAAGUGAGAAAUAUUUCAUUUCUCUUUAGAUUAUUCAACAUAGCAAGAAGCUUAAUCUGACAGUCCGGUCAGUUGGUCGUAUUCCUGAUAGUUUUCUUGCUGAGUCAACUUGCAAAUGGGUGGACAUGAGGGGUCGUAGAGCCUCACCUCCACCUGGAGUUGACUCAAAUGGGCGUAUCUUAACAACUGAUGGCAUCCAUAAAAGUGAUUUAAGACUUCUAGGAGAUGAUGAUGAACGGAAGGUCAGUUUUGUCUCUCUCUCUAGGUGAUAAUACUUGUCAGUUUGAAUUGAUGUACAUCUAAUUUGGUAUUAUAUAUACCACAAUGGUGAAUAGUGCUUUUCACAUGUGCUGAUGGGCUAGUUCAGAAGUGGUGACUCAGUACCAUUCACCUCCAUAUAUGUUAACAGAAAAGAAAAAAUUUUGGUUUUUGGGUGGUAUCUACUAAAAAAUUUCAACCUUGGUGUCCUUGUGAGUGAUAGAUAUUUACUCCACUUGGCUGAAUAAUUGUGAAAUUUCUAAACCAUAACUGUUUAUAGAUAAGAGCAUAAAAAGUACUGAGUUGGAGUUCAAAAUUUGGACCCCACAAUUAACUCAAUUACAUCCACAAAGCUUUGACAUAUAAGAUCUUUUUUUUUUCAGUGUGUGUCAGCUAAUAAAUGUACAGGUCUCAAUGAUAUGUUUGAAUAGAAGAAUGCCCCUAGACUCUCAAUGAACUUUGUUACCAAUACAUUUAUUAGGUGUGUGUAAAUGUUAUUAUCAGUAUAUUAUAACUGGUCAGUUUGUGUGUAUGUUUUCUUUCGCAGGUGAACAUAUUUGUGGAGGAUGGUACAAAGUUGGGGUUAAUGAUUCGGGGGGGUGCUGAGUAUGGAUUAGGAAUUUAUAUAGCUGGCAUAGACCCUUACUGUAUUGCUGAACAAGCUGGACUCAAGGUCAGGCAAUAUGAAUUUUUUUUGUUGGCUUAAAAUCUGAAGCAACAUUAAGGUUUCAAUUGUUUAUAACUGAGAGGCAUGGAAUGCUGUCUGAAAGAAAAAGCUUUCUUUCUAAGGAAAUUGUGCUCUGAUUCAAGGUAUUUUCCUUGUUUUGAAAUAACCCUUAGUAAUUUGAUUUUCAGUUACAUUUACUUAAAAUUAUGAGCACAAAUAUGUUUUGAUCCUACUUCAGUAUGGUUUCAAAAUUUUCAGACCUGCAUCAGAUCAAUCUUGUGCAAAGACAAGUUGAACCAAAGCAUACAUUCAUUUGUACGUGUAUGAUUCAGAACCAGUAUCUUGAAGAGGAACCUUUUUAGGUUUUAGGCUGUUGGGAAAUAUCUCAGAAUUUUUAAAAUUUGAAAUUGUGAACCAGUUUCUGCAUAUUGGCAAGAUUCAAUUGUUAUCUAAAGGUGGACUUUUUAAUUUCUUUGGAAGGCUGGAGAUCAAAUCCUUGAUGUAAAUGGACAGAGUUUUCUAAACAUCACUCACAAAAAGGCGGUGAAGGUUCUAAAAUCAACCAGAAACAUGAUAAUAACUUUGAAAGACAUUGGCAGGUUACCAUUCACCAGGGUAACUCAUGACAAAACAAGAUGGAUAACACAACCUACUAAAAAUGGCCAGAUUCAACGGUAUGUGUCAUGUACACAUCAUGUACACAUCUUGGCUCACGUUGGUUUUUUCUUGCUCCUUAUUCAUAGCUACUUAUGCCUGCAUGAUAAAUGUAUUAAAGCAAUAAAUCAAAGCAAAACCAUUACAUAAUGAUAUAUUAUCAGCUGGAAAGAGGCUGGAAAUGAAUAGGAGAUGUUAGUUAUUCAAUGUUAUUGAUAUUAAUUUCAAAAUGCAAGCACUCCAAAAACAUUUUGCCCUUUACGCAAGGUAGUUAUUACAUGGUAAAUUACUUAAGACUCUUAAAAUGUUGACAAAAUAGUUUUGCAAACAACACAUCACUAACAGAGUAUAAAGUUAGUUUCAAUUUUUUUUCACACCAACUUAAAUGCUUGGGGAAAUAAGUGAAAAAUUAUAAAUUUGAAGUGCUCUUUAAUCAGGAUUUCUUUAUUUCAAUAUAUUAAGGAAUUGGGAAGAACUUUUUUUAAUACUUUCCCUGUUUAAAUAUCUUGUUAAAUGCUUUUUUUGUCUCUUUUAGAUAGUUUGUAUCUACAGCAUGUGUAAUAGAGUAUAGGCCAAUCAUAAAUUCUUGAAGCAGUUUGUCUAUAAUUUUCCCUUAAAGCAAUAAAGCUGCAACAUAAAUUUAUGGAGGAGAAGACUCAAUUUGAAUAUACAAUGUAAACAUGCAUCACAACUAUCAUUUGAAUAUUCUCUCUACACAAGGAAAUUAAUAUAAAACUGUACAACUCUGAUAUAAAACUGCCAUAAAUAAUCACUAUUCUCUUUAAGCUUCACUGUUCUUUUUUUCAUUAUCUUUCCUAAGUCUUUCAUGACAGUUAUUUUGACUGUUUUGUAUGGUCAGUGAUAAUUUACAUGACAUAUUCAUCUAUCUGAUGUCCUGCUAAAAAUUAACAUCCAUCUCUCCUAAUUAUUUCACUGACAUUAUGACUUUCUCUUUGGUGUGAAAUAUAACUCACAAAAUGUCUUCUUUGUUUCACUUCUUGCACAUGUUAAUUUGCCAUUAUUAUGCAGUGUUCCUGAGGUCACUCACAUUACAGAGGUUGAGGUUCAUGCACCUUCCGGCUCUGCCCUUGAAGGCCAACCACCUCAAUCUUCUAGGUAGUUUACUCUAACUUUAUUCUCAGAUUGUAUUUUUCUCUCAGAGUAAUAUGGCAUAGUCAACACUUUUAGCUAUUUGUGAGUUAAAUUGAAGUUUAGUCAAUGGUGAAUUUACCAGUACCUGACUGAAAAUGAUCUAACAAAAUUUCUUUAGCCUGUCACAUUUCUCAUUUUACAUUUGAUUCAAUGGGUUUUGUUUAAGUUUUGUUUUAUUAAGAGGGUAUUUAUUGCAAAAUUGUUUUUAAGGAGAUUUCAUUACCACCUUAAUGCACAUGUAUAUUGUAACAAAAUUAACUUGCCCAGGAGAUUCCCAUUCUUUGUUAGUUGGUUACAUGUAUGUCUGAGGACCCAUAAUGUCUUUAAACCAGUUAAGUAUUACUACUGGUUCAUGUACAUGUAAAUGCAAUAAUGAAAAUCUUAAGAAGUUCUGCAUUUUGAAGAAGAGGUUGUGAGACACCCACCUAGUGGAACAGGAGACAUCAGCUAAAACAAAGUAAUGUGAUCAUUAUAAUGGUAACUUGGUGAGCUGGAAUACACACUGCCUUAAGAGCUUGAUUUACAAAUGUCAUGCAAGUAAUGUAAUUGUAAGAUUGGGUGCAAAAUGUUAUGAGAAUAUGUAUUCUCUAUUUGUGAUCUAAUAGUAUGCUUCUUUUGCUUUUAUUUCAUAAAAAGACGACAUACAGCACAUGGAAGAAUGACUGGUGAUGGUGACACUGAGGUGUAUAAUUUUUUUCAUGACUAUAUGAUGGAAACACACUAUGAGAUGAUUUGUAUAGUAUGUACAUGGAAAUAUUUCAUAAAUGAAUUGAAAUGAAUUGUACCUUAUCAUCAAUAGUUGGGUUACAAAAUGUAUGUAAACUACAGUAAUGAACCAAACUUACAUGAAGAUCAUAAUUGUACAGACACCACAUAAGGCAUCUUCAAAAAGCCUCUUCUGUUAAGCUGAAAAUGACAGUAGUACCUAGUACUUAGAUACAUUGGGUACAUGUAAAUUAACAAAAUUGUGUAAGUCAUGUAUUAUAUGCACUGUACAUGUGGCUGUUAUACACUUUGCCAGUAGGAUGAAGAAAUUGUAGAAACAAUAUAUUUUACACUUCCUGAAGGGUCACCUUAAUUAAUAAUUAUUUUGUAGUCUUAUUCAAUGACACAUAAACUUGUAGAGUCACUUUCAUGGUUAAUUCUUUGGUAGUCUUAUUAGGUGACACAUGAAUUUGCAAAAUUUAUUUCAUUUUGGUCUUCUUUAGCCUUCGAUGUUUCAUCAUGGGAUUGCAGGAUCUCAAGUCCUUUAUAGUGGGGGACUUCCAUUACAGAAGAACCUAAUAACAGAACAAGCUAGGCAAAUCCUUAGUGAUAAUGAGUUAGAAACCUUGACUUAUUACUUGGAGGAGUACUGCAAGGGUUUCAUCAACAUCAAUGCUUUUGUUCUUGCCAUGUUUCAUCUGCUUGACACUCCAGCUAAGGCAGGUUUUUGAGUUUUCUUAGAAAUGUAUAUGUAAAUUAUUGUUUGUUUUCAAAGUAUCUAAAUUUUAAAUUGAUUAGGAGGUGUAGUGGCUUCAUAUUGGAUUUAAUGGUCUUGUUUGAAGCCCUUAUGUGCACCAGUGUCUUGUGAUUUUGGCAACCUAUUUUACUCCCACAGUGACCCUAUCCAGUAGCAAACUUGUAGGGAAACCUAAUGAAAUGGUGGGGUUAUACACCCAGGAUGAAUCAGUACUAAUUUUGGAGGAUUAGCAACACUCUAUAUGAAAUAAUGCUUGGUUGGGCUUUGGCAGCUGUCUGUGCAGUCAUGUAUGCAGACACUGUCUUUAAUACAUAUUGUAGUAGAUUAUUUUGAAAACUCGCAUAACUCAAGUGUUUGGAUAUGCAGUGACCAUGUUUCAAUAAAAGUGAAAAAUGUUUAUGAAACCCUCCACAUUUGUGGCAUGUAGUUUUUCUUCCUUUUAUGCAUAAGCUGUUUGUAAAAUUUUUCCUUUUGUGGCCCUUGUAGUGAUUUAGGACACUGAAGUUGAGCAAGUAAUAUUUGAUAUCAUGUAUUGUAUUUUGGUUUUAGUUUUACCGAAAAUCAGUGUUUUUCAAUCGGUAGAUGUCAUUGAUGGGGGAAAUACGAGGCUCUGUGGCACCAAGAGAUAUUGAUCGAUUUGAUGACUUAUUACUCAAAAAAGAAAUUGAAAUGAUGAAGGUAAAUAACACAUUUUUUCACAAUAUUAGUUAUAAAUUUUAUAACUGAAUUUUAAAUAUCCCUAUAAUUUAAUCUAUUUUAUGUUCUUCAUUUACUUAUGCUGAGGGAUAACAACCUUUUCAUUUUGAUGAAAUUAACAGAGUCGCCAGUUUUUUGGAAACCACAUGUCAGAUGACAGACACUCCAUUCACUCAUAUGCAAGCAGUGUGUCAAGCUUCUCUGGAAAGGGAUCAUCGUCAAGCCGCAGCUCGUUCAAAGUAAGAUUGGAAUUGUUCAUGUAUUUACAUUCUUUCCCUGAGUUUCCAUAGAAAGAAAAUAUGCGGUGCAUGUAAAUACAUAUGCAGUUUAAAUUGGAAAAUACGAGUCUCUUAGAGAUAUCGAGCUACUUGAACCCGUGAGGAUUUCAAAUGAAUUAGCUUUGCCAAAUGAUAGCCAUUAGAAAUGCCAUCGAUAUUAUUCAAUCAAGUGAGAAAAAGGUAUUUUAAAACCCUGAUUAGUAACGCAUUGUCUUUUUAGUAUCUUAGUGACACGGAAGCUUUUUUUUUUUUCGUUUUUAGGGUUCCGUGAACGGUUCUGACUCGCGUCCCAUCACCCCUCCACAAGUGCCUGAAGUUUUGCCUCCAAAUGUGAAAGUAAGCUCGCAAAUAGCGAAGACUUUUUUUACAUCGGAGAUUUCCGUGCCUUACAAUAUUAAUAUUUGGUCGGCUGAAUUGAAAUACACCAAUACGUUUGCCAAAAGUUAAUGAAUAAUAAACUACAGUCGGGUAACCUCAAAUAUAAAACUUCACAAUUUGAAGUGAGACAGUCAAGAAAGUUAUUUUUCUCAGACAGUCAAGCUAUUUAUUUUUUCACAUGCUUCCUUUUUAUUUUUCAUUCAUAUAUUUUUCAUUCUUAUUUAUGUAUUUAUGUAUUUAUCUAUAUAUUGAGUAAAUUCCUCAAUACUGGGAUUGUUGAAGCGUUACCCAACAUCAAGCCAGUCAGUUUAAAAGGUUUUCUCUCAACUUGCCACUAAGUUAGUUUUAAAUUGCAAGCCAUUAAACCGAAGAGAUUGCAAACUUUAAGCUUUACUUACCCGCCCAAAAUGGGUUGAACGUCAUGGUCAUGACGAAGGACUGUUUGCACGGAUCGGUCUUCUUGCAAAGUCAAAUUGUAAGUUACGUAUCAUAACAGAAAAUCAACAAAAAUUAGAGCAUUUUCACAAUCCUUUCUUUGUGAACCUAUACUUAACAUAUUCCCUUACCUUGCCCGGAUGAGAAAAUGUUUCUUUCACAAUAAUUUGAGGAAACGUAACGAGAUUUUUCUUUGGACAACACAACUCAAAACGUAGGUCAUUUUUUUUUCCUCCACGCCUUUAACGCGGUGUUCCCAACUUGAAAUGGGCAGAAAUAGGCGGGAAAACAACUCGUCACUAGUCCUGCGCUUACAUUUAACUGCGUCUGCAGAUGUUCCAUACAAGCUGUGGAAUGGCUGGUGUAAACGACGGUGUUAACAGGCAGUUCUCUAGAAAUUUAUUUAUUUUCUUCAGUUUUGCCUGACACUACGUCACAACUCCACAAAACGUUAGCACUGCAACACUCGAUUUUCUACAAGAGAAACUAAAGCCAUAGUUAAAUUUUAUUCAAGACCAAGCUCUUACCACCAAGCACUAGUCUUUUUGAAGAACAGAUCCUUAGAGUAGAAAGUUGAUUUCAAACGCCUGAAAUAAUGUCCAGCAUGGACGAAUACCUAACCGGUUGGUUGCAUGGAAAGGUGUUUAGCGUUACUUGUAUAUAGGUCUGACAUUAAUUUUCUUCUUUAUUGUUCGGUAGAUUGCCUAUGACGAAACAUCCUCAACUUACGAUGUUUAUGAGGCCACACUGACAUUCAACGAAGACCAGGAAGAGGUUGGUUCAAAUCCCCUCGUUUAACACAUCGGCAGAUGUCUUGACAGCACGCACAUAAUAACUUUGCCAUUAUUAUGACAAUAACAGAUUCAAGAUUCUUCAUAGUCUUCAAGUCCAAAAGAACGGAAAAUUCUAAUAGACAUAUGCACUCAUUUCGACGCUUUCCUUUUUAGACUUUUGACGAUGGAGAAAUGGAAGGACUUCCAUCUUUACUGAACAUCAAUCCGAUGUCACUGGAUAUUCCUUUCUCUGAGGUAAUGACCAUUUUUGGUAUCCUUCUUAGUGUUCAUGUCGAGUCGCCAUCGUUCAAAGGUUAGGCAGGAGCUACGUCCACGUCAUAGUCCGCCAUGUUGAAAUUGUAACAACAAAUUGAUGUCAAUGGACGAUGAAAUGACAGAAUUUUUUUACUUGCAUGUAAAUUUUACGAAUUGUUCUUCCAUGAAAUAGUUUAACCCUUCAACUCUCAGAAGUGUUUAACAUGUAACUUCUCCCUAAAAUAUCCAUUCAUUAUCCAACAAACAGUUAAUAAGGACACACAAAUUAAGCAAAAGAUGUUAUCUUGCUCUAACACAAAAUUCUCAUAACUAAUUAACAGGGUAAUGUGUAGUAGCAAGAGAGGAGAAUUAACAAUCAGAUCUUGGCUGUCAAAGGGGUUAAAGCGUUUGCUCCCUUCAGUUAGGAGUAGCCUUAAAACGACUUCCAUGUCGCAUAAAGUUCAGCUUUCAGUUCUGUGGUUGAUUGUGUAGAGAAUCAACAAUGCUUUUAAAAGACUUGCCACAAUCGUAUAAUGCCGUUUUAGUAUUUACUAUUUCGAUAGCGAAAAGAAAGCUUAUACUAUCUCCUAAUCUUCCUCUUUCUUAGAGUACUUCAUUUCCUUCUCCUGACAUUAAUUUCUCCUCACCAAUGGUGACCUCUUCGCCUACGAAUGAGAGAGAACAAGAAACUCCAACGAGAACAAGAGGAGAAGCAACAUCCAGUGAGAAAGUGGGUGACAACACUAGAAAAGUGAAAGAAGCUAAAGAUUCCCCUCCCUAUGAAGAUAUGAAUCUUCAUCCGCAUGACUUACCUGGGAAAAGAACAUCGAAGCCACAGGAUCACCCCAGCAGUCAUGAUUACAUAAACGCGGAUUUGCAACCCGCUGGGAAACCUCAGACACCUUCAAAUCCUUUUAUUUUUCCAAGCUCGUUCCAAGGCAACGGCACGAACACAGAGUUCAAGGCAUUUGAGUGUUCGCCAUUGUGUACGUCGUCCACAAUUGAAGCGACCAUUUCAGAAUCGACGUUGCAGAAUCAAAUUAGUGACGCUAAAACCCAAGACAGCGACAAAGCGGAUAAAACACAAAGUGUUGCCGCUGAAGUACCUGAUGAUGACCUGAGACCAGAAGUGGCGAAACUCCCUGGAAGGAAGAGAUUGGCAUCCUGGGGUACACCCCCAGACGAUGAGGGUGCACCGAACGAUGAACCAAACAGAGAUACACCGGCUAACGGACACUAUACCGAUCGCCUGACAGGCUCUGGACAGACGACUUACGGUAACAACACGGUGGCUCAAACCAAUGUGCACAAUCAGCUUUCUGAUACCGGCAUUGAGACGUCUUCACCGAGAGAAAGUCGUCAAGGUUCUGUUUCCACGAACAGGAAGAGCUGGGACGGAGUGCGACAUCCUGGCGAGUCUGGAGAUAACCAAAAGGUGUCCAUUCUGGAGAAACCGAAGGACAGUAAGGAACGAAGUUGCAGUGAUAGCAAUUUGAUGGUAAGAAACAUACGAUUGGGAGAGUAAACUCAGCUUUCGGGGGCUAAAUAAAACUUGAGACCUGCUAGAAUUUUUUAUGGAAUUUGUUUAUCUUUUUUUUCUUUAAAUUGAUUUGGUAAACAAUGUUAUGGAUCAUUUAAUGGUAGUCGACCGAGUAAUGAACAUCUGGUGGUCUAUCGAUUGCAUUUGCAAGCCCAGUUUGAGCCUUUUUUUUUGACAAAACUAAGCCCUGAAAACAAGUAUCUCAAAUUAUAUUUGGGUGUAUAAUAAUUUAAUUGAUGUUUUUAAUGGACAGAAGAGGAAAUGACAAUUAAGGACAAACCAGAUUCGUAAAAUAAAGAAAACUGGCUUUCAAAACCAAUGACAAAUGGACUUAAUGCUUGAUUUUUGCUCCAAGAACCUCCCUAAGGAGCAGCAGAAGGUUAUACAAGCAAAACAUAGAGCAAGUCAAGAACUCUACGAGCUUCGCCAACACACCAAAACUAAGGUACAACUAACAAACUAACUCGGUUUUUUUUUUUUUUUUUAAAUAGAAAAGUGGGCGGAAAAGCUCUUGACAAUUGACUAAAAUGCCAGUUAUUGGGAGUUGAUAGUAGCCUGCCCUUGUAAACUGCUUACUCAUAUCAUGUUCUCUUAUCAUUAUUAGAGCGUUACAAGCCAAAACAAGACUAUUUCAUCAGAAGUGAGCAUGUUCCCAGAGUUGAAUGGAGUUCGAGAGCCUGAGUUUGUCGUGGAAGUUGAUAAAUCAGUAGGGAGCUUGGGUCUGUCCUUGGAAGGCGGGUGCGAUGCGGAAAGUGACGUGAAGAUCAAGUCAGUCAAGGUGAGACUACAGCUUUUAAGAACGAGAAUGAACUGUCGAUGAGCAUGGGAGUUGUAGACCUUCACGGCUGAGCUAACUCUUGAAUGUGCUAAUGCUUAAGUUCAAUGUAGUUUUUUUUUUAACUUUGAUGAUCAAUUUAAUUGUGGAAUGAAAUCAUAGCGUAAAUUAAACGCUGUAAAUCUAUUCUGUUUGACAAAAUGAAUGGUUUUUACAUCGAUUGAAUGUCGCAGAAGCAAAGAGCAUAGUAAUAGCAAUCAAGGUAAAUGUCACAAGAGACCACGGGGAACUCAGAAUAAAUAAACCGCAAGAAAAAGCGGGUAAAAGUUCGCGAUGGAGUGACGUUUCGCUUCUGAAUGGGUAGGUAAUGGAUGUGAUAUUCUUACCCAGUGGCCAAGCAAAGUAAAUCAAACACUUUUCGAGGUUCCCUCCUACAUUAUAUCGGAAAUUGUCGCGUACCUUCGUCGAGCAUCACAUCAAGUUGACAAGACAUCAAGUAGACAAGUUUCAGCGAGAGAAUUUCUUCUUCAUACUAGAAGCGGUUGUGCUGCAUGCGUGAAAAUCAAUUGUUUUUUUUUGUAACACUUGAUUCGUUCACAUUUUUGAAACUUGAUGUCAGAUGUCCACAUUCCCAUUUCGACUCAACGAGUGUUCAAAUUUUUGGUGGAGUUAAUUAAUUGCAUGCUUUCGUUGCAGCCCAUCAGGAAAAUGUGGAAACCACUCUUUGCUGGAAAUUUAACUACGUCAUCUUAAUGUUUUCAAUCCGGUCAACCAACAAUUCUUGUUAGUAGCUCAUUCUCACAAUGCAUUGACAGCGUACCAAUUAGCAAGGCUGUCGAGAUGUUGUUAAAUAGAAACGAGUUUUCAAAAUUGGCUUGGUUUAUUUGUACUGAUAUGUAACGCACUACGUGAUAGAAACUGUUGAGUGACAAUAAUAGAAAGAGUUAUCAAUUGAAGUGCCGUAAACUCUUGAAACUGCCCUGGAACGCCACAAUUCAUUUUCUUAAUUAAAGCUUCCACCUCUUUCUCUCCUUCCGGUCACUUCUUUCGAUCAUUGGUUAAUUUCAUGAACAGUGCUGUUACUAAGGCCAUCUGGCCAGUACGCAAGCUUUCAUUGGCCAUGCGGGCCAAAGUCGAUCUCGCGGGCUUCGCCGAUUGUGCCGCAGCGCUGAUGAGAGUGUGCUCCUUGCUCUCUUCCUGAUAAUUACGCACAAUACGUUUGUCGGGUAUCCAUAUCUAACAAAUAUUUUGCAUUUGCCCUGCAAAUUGGCAAGGCAUUUACAAUACUGAGAAAUACGAUUUACCUUGUUUUGGCAAUACUGGGCACAAUAUUUGCACUUUCUUGAAAAUGUUUUGGAACUUCAUGAUUACUGUAUGGGCUCUUCGUUGUCACUUUUUUCUCCGAAUUUCAAUUGAAAAUUUAAAUCUUUUUUUGUUUUUAGGAGGGUAAUUUCGCAGCAUGGAAAUCUGGAGGGUUAAAACCGGGUCAAGUUCUUCUCCAAGUGGACGACACGCCGAUACGAGGAAUGACUAGCGGCGUGGCAGUACUCACCUUAAGAAAGGCUUAUUCGAACCCAGACUCGGCCGUACUCAAGCUUCUUGUUCGAGAUAUUUAGUGUAGUCACUCACUGAUA